Contarinia nasturtii (swede midge) is the source of this 4836-nucleotide messenger RNA. RefSeq lists its product as uncharacterized. The transcript is spliced from 5 exons. Gene Ontology annotation, molecular function: RNA polymerase II cis-regulatory region sequence-specific DNA binding; DNA-binding transcription factor activity. Gene Ontology annotation, biological process: regulation of transcription by RNA polymerase II. Lineage: Eukaryota; Metazoa; Arthropoda; Insecta; Diptera; Cecidomyiidae. The record is from RefSeq and is a predicted model, not a curated record. The coding region runs from base 196 to 3636 and encodes 1146 amino acids.
GCGAAAAACGUAAAAAAUUACUUUAUUGCUACUGAUAUUUGAUUCAAAUGCGAGAAAAAGCAAUAUUUUGUGACCAAAUAAAAUAAAAAAAACCAUGUACACAUUUCAACUUAUAGUAUGAGAAUAGUUUUUAAUAGUUUUUGGUUUUCAUUCACCGAAUAAAGGAAGUGAACAUUACAAAAAUACCAAAAAAAAAUGAUUUUGCCAAGUGUUUUCGUGCAGAUACCAACGCAAAAUGCGAAUUUGGUACCAUCCCGACCGAGUGUUAGUCAAUCCACCAAAGAAAUUAAAGCCGAACCAUCAUUCAAAUCUGAAAUUGAUAAUGCGAAUCAGGUGCAGGCGGUUGUGGCCUCAAAAGUGAAUAAAGAUUUACAAUCAACACCUGGUGCAGUGUCAAAAAAUCAAAAAUUUCCAAACACGUGUAAUCAAUCAAAUUUGACGGCCAAUUUAGUAACAGCACGACCAAAAGUGAAAUGCUUCAAAUGUGAACAGUGUCCGUUCAUGAGCAUCAGUCAGGAUGGCUACAAUAAUCACAUACAAACCGUACACAAUAAUGAUCAAAACAGUGAGAGUGCAUCGAAUCGAACGUUUCGCAAUAAAAUGCUGUGUCCAGGUUGUGAGAAUGUGUUUUAUAGUAAAAAAUCGUUAAAAAUUCAUUUAGUCAAUGAUCACCAAAUGUCGAAGCCAGAUAUUAGCCAAUUGUUAGAAAGUUUAUUUUCCAAAAAUAAAAAGACGACGAGUCAAUGCUCCAAUUCCAAUGAUACGGCUGAUUCAAUAAUAUUGUCACCAUCACCAUCGACAAUGGUGAUGACAGUGACAACGGCCACAACGACGACAACCAAUCCAAAUGAAAAGGUGGCGGAAAAGCAAAAAAUUUAUUUAAAAAAUGUCGAAGUACUUCAGAAUCCACGAUUCAACGGUUGUCAAUUUGGUGUACAAAAUACACCGCCCACCAUAUUAUCGCCGUCCGAAACACAAAGCGAAUGCUCAUCAAAUUUAACCGAUGAAAUUACCAACAAUGAUCGAUCAAUUGUUGAUGAGCUUAAUUACAAUCGGAUGCCUGUACAUACAACAUUUAAUCAGCUAGAUAAUAAUUGUUUAUUUCAACAUCACAUUUCAAAUAACAUUGAAACAACAUUCCCGCCAAUGGUGCCAACAACACAAACAUUGAGAAAUGAAUGUUUGAAUAUGACUGACAGCCGUGAACGAAUGCCAAUGAAUGCCAUUUCACCGAUUAUCGAAAUUGCACCAAUCGAUGAUUCGCAAACAAAUCGACCCGAUUCGGGUAGUUCGGUAAAAUUUAGCGAAAAUUUUAUGAACACCGAAAACAUUUGCUGGCCAAAUGAUACCGUAACCACAAGCAAUAAUGAAUUUUCAUAUCAAAAUACACACACUCACAUGAAUCACGCCCAACAACAGCCGAGCAUAAAGAUUUCAUCGAACUUAAACAUAACACCAUCAGUAUCGCCUUUAUCCACAGUGCCAUUGAAUGAACGCAAAAAAAUUUACAUAAAAAAUAUUGACAUUUUAAAAGAGCCUCUAAUCAAACCCACAACAACGCAAACUGUUAACUUGACGGAUUCACAUUUUCGCAAAAAUACAUUACAUCUGCGCACCGUUGAUGAAGUGAAUCUGCUGAUCAACAAGCCACAUGAGAAUAAUAGUUUUAAUCAAUCGGACGGUGUUACGCUUAACGAGGACGAGUAUCGGUUUGUGCUGAAUGAUGCAAGCGAAUAUAAUAACAUCAUACCACAGUAUCUCGAGAAUGACGUCAAUGAUUUUAUGUUUACCAAUGAACCUCAAAUGCCAUCUAACCUGGUGGAGUACUAUAACGUCGGCGGUGGAAAUAGCGGCGGGGGAGUAGGAGGUACCGGUAAUUCAAACUACGCGAUUACGAAUCUUGAUUCAAAUGCUCAAAAUUAUACCAUCGCCAGCAAUACAAACACAUUCGAUUCGGUCAUGUUCGAUAGUCAAGAUCGUUCCAUUUGCAAUGGGAUUUUGGGUAACAUUCCGAAUUCCGAUUUGUAUCCCAUGAACCAUACCAGCAUCAAUUUGAAUGGACCAACACCAUCCGAUGAUUAUUUGGACCAUGAUGGAAAUCAUUUCAUUGGUAAUAAAUGUAUGCCAAUGAAAGCACUCGAUAAUACCGACUACAUGAUUGUUUCGGAAGAAAUUAUCGAUAUUUUGGAUCUAACCAACGAUGAAGUGGAGCAAUUUCUCGACGACAACAUGAUCUCAUCUCAAGAUUUUGACACGCUCAAUUCACCGAGAUUAUCGCAAUCGGUAACGCAACAACAACAACAACAACAGCCACCACCACAACAACAUGAGCUAUAUAAUCGAGUUCCAAGAAUAAAUUUUGCUACAAAUUUAACCAAAGUUGCGUCACCUCAAACGAUUGAAUACAAGGGAAAAGACAUUGAUAUGCGUCCAUUAGAAACACCAACCAUUAAUUUAGAUUCAACAGUAGCCACCGAAACUGAUGUUGAAACAAUUGAUACAAUCAAAUUGAUUACAAUGCCAGUGUCAGUCAACAAGAAAAAGAGUGGGCGCACCAAAGGAGCCCGACAAAUAAAUGGUAUCAGUAAUCGUAAUAACGUCAUCACAACUAAAUGUAGUGUCAGUAAUUGUGGUAUGCGAUUCGCAACUCAAGCAGCUAUUUCACUUCACGAACAAUGUCAUACGUCCGACAAUAAGGUGAUUCGAUGUCCGAAAUGUGAAAUCGAUACGACAACGUCCGAAUCAACGACGAUUUCGUCUCCUGUUUCAAAUUCAGCAAAUGAAAUGAGCAACACUGAUGGAGAUUCAACAGAAGCAGCAGCAGCAACAACGACAACAACAACAACAACGACGACGACAAUAGCACAAUCGAUGUCAACGUUAACGACGGCAAUCAAUGGAAAAACCGCGCACAAUCGAAAUUGGAAUUGGAAUACAUUGCAUACACAUCUAUGGCGCGAGCAUAAUAUUGAUAUGGAAUUGUUUCAAUGUCCACAUUGUCCAUUUAAAACGCCAAUUUUAUCUCGGUUGAAAAACACCCACAUGAAAAUUCAUUCGGAUCGUCGUGAUUUUAAGUGUGAUUAUUGUUCAAAAGCCUUUAAAAAUGCACGUCAAAUGAAAAAUCAUCGACGCAUUCAUACACGUUUAACACCGCCUACAAUCACCCAAUGCAAAUACUGUGGCCAAUCAUUUUACAGUGCAAAGCAUUUGAAAGAGCAUUAUUUCACGCAUAACGAAGCAAUUGAACAUCAACGUCAACCGUUGGCACUUCAAUGUGACAUUUGCUCUAAAACAUUUAACAGCAAACAUACAUUGCGUGCACAUCAUUUGAAUCAUUUUGACGAUAAACGAUUUAAUUGCGAUGAAUGUGACUAUAAAUCAAAUGAUCACAAUGCAUUCCGACGGCAUCAAAUGAUCCAUAGGAAAGAAGUCAAAUACAAAUGUCCAUGUUGUGAAUUUCAAUGCAUUCAAAGUACCAACUACAAGAAUCACAUACUCAAAAAUCACCAAGAAUCGGCGAAAGAACUGAUGUUUAUGUGUGAUAAAUGUCAGUUUGUAACAGUCAAUAAGCGAAUGUACGAUGUGCAUUGUCUGAACCACAACAAUAAUCAAAUGUCAUCUGUUGAAUCGAAUUAAUGACAAAGCUUACGCGCGCUCGCUCUCUUUCUGUCUUUUGCUCUCUCCCGUCAUUCGCUCGUCACUCUCCCGUAUACAACGAAAUCAUUGAGCUUACACAGAGACAUGCUUGCUCGCAUUUUUUUUAUCCACAUUUACUCGCAUUGACGACGACAACGACGACGACGGCAGUAACAACAACGGCAGCAAUAGCACCAGUUCCAACCCAACGAAUCAAGUAUAUGUAUACGAGCGUGUAGCACAUUAAUGGAGAAGGCGAGAGUGACAACAAGUGGGCUGUGCAUUAGCUCCAUUUUUCCCAUUAGAUCACAUAACACACACUCUCACGCAAACGCACACACUCAUACACAGCAAAUAUGUUCACGUACUCUCCGCGUAGCAUAACAAACACAUUGAGAAUUCCGAAAAAGCUAUUCCAUUUCUAUCCACCUGUGCCACACACAUGUGUUCGCGAUUGAAAAGCAGAGGAAAAGCAUAAAAAAAACUAAACGUACGAAAUCUAAAUAGAAUUUUGCUCAGUGUGAAUUCAAAAAGAUAAGCAAAAGAAAAAUUGGCAAAUGUAUAAGUUUGAAAAGAUACUUGCACACUCUCUAUAUAAAUCACAAAGUAAAUGAUGAAGGAAAAUUGUUUUUGUACGUGUGCAACAAUUGAACAAAUGCUUAAAUAGCAAAAUGAGAUAGAAAGAAAAAGUAAAGACGAAACGCAGCGAAAGAAGAAGUGUGAGUGAGUCAGAGAGAGAGAGGGAAACAUCAUUGAGAUGUGUAUUUUGGAAAGCAGCCCGUACGUCAUACACACAUCACCAUGACACUGAGCUGGAGGUUUUUUUACGGAUUCGUGUUCAAGUUCAUUCGAAUUUAUAUACAUUUGCACAAAAUAGAAGGAAAGAGCGAACACACCAUCACCAUCAUCAUCAUCAUCAUCAUCAUCAGCAACAUCACGAGCACAAAUUUUCAGGGAAAAACAUUCAACAAGGCUUCGCCGAUAUAUGUUGCGUUUACUACUGUUGCUCAUGAAAUCGUGCUUUGCAAUGUUGCUGCCAAAUAUAUACAUUUAUAUAUCGAACGAACGCUGCACGGAUAUACGAUGUUUUGCUUCAUUCCUUCAUUUGCUCAUUCGCCUUUUCAAUGUUCGCAUUCGCGCAUAUCGAAAUGUCUAUAGCUUUCAAAUGUAAAGCCAAUAAAUAUUUUUGUUUAAGAGAAA